Condylura cristata (star-nosed mole) is the source of this 1151-nucleotide messenger RNA. It is a transcript of the gene ACKR3, whose product is annotated as atypical chemokine receptor 3. Gene Ontology annotation, biological process: chemotaxis; vasculogenesis; G protein-coupled receptor signaling pathway. Lineage: Eukaryota; Metazoa; Chordata; Mammalia; Eulipotyphla; Talpidae. Gene Ontology annotation, molecular function: G protein-coupled receptor activity; coreceptor activity; chemokine binding. Bases 12 to 1097 code for a protein of 361 amino acids. The record is from RefSeq and is a predicted model, not a curated record. Gene Ontology annotation, cellular component: membrane. The transcript has a single exon.
CCGCCCCCGCCAUGGAUCUGCACCUGUUCGACUACGCGGAGCAGGGGAACUUCUCCGACGUCAGCUGGCCCUGCAACAGCAGCGACUGCAUCGCGGUGGACACGGUGCUGUGUCCCAGCAUGCCCAGCAAGGGCGUGCUGCUGUACACGCUGGCCUUCGUCUACAUCUUCAUCUUCGUCAUCGGCAUGGUGGCCAACUCCGUGGUGGUCUGGGUCAACGUCCAGGCCAAGACCACGGGCUACGACACGCACUGCUACAUCCUCAACCUGGCCAUCGCCGACCUGUGGGUGGUGGUCACCGUCCCGGUCUGGGUGGUCAGCCUCGUGCAGCAUAGCCAGUGGCCCAUGGGGGAGCUCACGUGCAAGGUCACCCACCUCAUCUUCUCCGUCAACCUCUUCGGCAGCAUCUUCUUCCUCACCUGCAUGAGCGUGGACCGCUACCUCUCGGUCGCCCGCUUCGCCCACGCCCCCGGCCACCGCAAGAAGACGGCCCGCCGCGUGGUCUGCGUGCUGGUGUGGCUGCUGGCCUUCGGCCUGUCCCUGCCCGACACCUACUACCUGAAGACCGUCACGUCGGCCGCCGGCAACGAGACGUACUGCCGCUCCUUCUACCCGGAGCACAGCGCCCGGGAGUGGCUGGUGGGCAUGGAGCUGCUCUCCGUGGUCCUGGGCUUCGCCGUCCCCUUCUCCGUCAUCGCCGUCUUCUACUUCCUGCUGGCCCGGGCCCUGCCGGCGUCCGGCGACCCGGAGAAGCAGGGCAGCCGCAGGAUCAUCUUCGCCUACGUGGUGGUCUUCCUGCUGUGCUGGCUGCCCUACCACGUGGUGGUGCUGCUGGACGUCUUCUCCGUCCUGCACUACAUCUCCUUCACCUGCCAGCUGGAGACGUUCCUCUUCACGGCGCUGCACGUCACGCAGUGCCUGUCGCUGGUGCACUGCUGCGUCAACCCCGUGCUGUAUAGCUUCAUCAACCGCAACUACAGGUACGAGCUGAUGAAGGCCUUCAUCUUCAAGUACUCGGCCAAGACGGGCCUCGCCAAGCUCAUGGACGCCUCCGUGGCGGAGAUGGAGUACUCCGCCUUGGAGCAGACUCCCAAGUGACGCCCGUCUCCGCGCCCGCGUCUGAGGGAGGCGGAGCCGCGGGCCUGGCUGGCG